Nothobranchius furzeri (turquoise killifish) is the source of this 6218-nucleotide messenger RNA. Its product is annotated as claudin domain-containing protein 1. Gene Ontology annotation, cellular component: membrane. The record is from RefSeq and is a predicted model, not a curated record. Lineage: Eukaryota; Metazoa; Chordata; Actinopteri; Cyprinodontiformes; Nothobranchiidae.
UACUUCCGCUUUUACAGGAAGUGGUGCCCUAAUCCAGAGUAAAUCCAUCCGCCCUUCAGAACCAGAUGCAGGGUCGGCAAUCAUAAAAUUACGUUCCAGCGUGAAGGUUAUGAAAAUGUUCCAAUGGGCAACUCUUAGCAAGCGAUCAACGGGGGUCCUGAAAAAAGGGUCAGUUAGCUAGCUAGCGUGUCUUUUACUGUGCUGACCAGCGGAACCGGAGGUGAUGGUGAUUAGCGUGUUUACGUCGUUGAGCAUCCUGACUCUAUCCAGAAUCCUGCCAACUGGAGAGAGGGAAACAAUCAUAAAGACUAGCUGUUGAAUGCUUGUGCUGCCUUGGAUAUAAUACUCUUUCAGACGUACGUCUGCUGAGUUUGUUAGCCGGAGGAGUGAGUUCCACCGCAGCGUCAGGCGGGCCACCCACCAUCUGUGGAAGCGGGACAAGGAGGGAACAGAUGGCGCAUCCCAGCCGGGCCGCAGGGCUGCUGACCGUUUUUGCACCACGAAAGGUGGACUGGAAGCAUUCAAAUUAAACGCUUGGACGUAUUUUAGGAGUUAGUACGGAUUUUCCUCUUAAUCUUUUGAAUCAGAACACGUCAGCGUGACUGGAAAAUACAAGUGGAUGGACGAGAAUCCUAUUGGAGGACCAAAUCAAUCAACUUAAUCCCCUUUUUUGUGACGUGUGUCAGUCUGGAUGAACAAUGGUUGACAACCGCUACGCCACGGCUCUAGUGAUCGCCAGCGUGCUGAGCCUGCUGGCCACCGUGUACCUGUCAGUAGCCGUGGGAACGCAGCACUGGUACCAGUACAGCAGCCCCACCGUGCGCGGAGAGGCCAACGUGUCCGAGCUGCGCUCCCUGUACGAGGAGUUCAUGACCGGGGAGUUUGACGAGAAGACCUACAGCGACACUCUGUUCCGCCUGAACGGGACCGCGGGCCUGUGGUGGCGGUGUGUGCUGGUCCCUGGCUCCCCUCGCUGGUACAAAGAGCCAGAUGUCAAGCUGACGCUGGAGUGCAGAAACUUCACUCUCCCUGAGCAGUUCACUCCCAAAUACAAAGAACCAGGGAACCACAACAGUGGAGAGGACAUGCUGCGCACAUAUCUGUGGAGGUGCCAGUUCCUGUUGCCCUUGGCGUCUCUGGGUUUAGUUGCGCUAGCAGGCCUGACGGGUUUCUUCGCCUGUCUCUGUCGAAGCCUCACCCCGACUCUGUUUAUAGGAGUUCUUCACCUACUGGCUGGACUGUGCACCUUAGCCACAGUGUGCUGCUACCUGGCUGGGAUGGACCUGCUCCACCGGGUCUCGAUGCUUCCCGACAAGGUGGACGGGUCUCUGGGCUGGUCCCUCUACCUGGCCCUCAUAUCCUCGCCCCUGCACAUGAUGGCCGCUGCGCUUCUGGUGUGGGCGGCGCGCAGCCACAGUCAGAACUACUAUCGUAUGACUGCCUAUCGAGUGGCCUAGGCCCGAAAAAUAGCUCAGGAUCAGAAAGUCUCUGACAACAAGAUGCGUUUUAUAAUUUCAUCAGAGGAUGAAAUUUUUGUUUAAUCUGUGUCGUUUUCUCCUAUAAUUUAUUUACAUUCUACAGUAAUGACUCUAAAAAAUGAUUUCAUUUUUAUUUAUUGUUAGGGGGUUCUGAUUUGAAAAGUCGGGCAGAAAGAUUUGUUGUAUGCAGUCCAGGUCAGAAAUAUUAGAAGUACAGUUAAUAACUUCAGGACUAAAGGCAAAUAAACCAACACUGCUUUGUUUUCUUUAGUGAAAAUCCCAAAUUACCAUACCGUACCACUUUAUUUAUAUAGCGCUUUCAACACGGCAUUACAACCAUACAAAGCGCUGCACAAAAAACAAGCAAGAAAACACAAGUUAAAAUAGUCAGGUAGAUAAAAAAUGUAAAAAAGAGCAAAAGAAAUAAAACAACAGACUAUUAACAGUAAAAGCAAAUAAAACCAGAAUAUAAAAACACAAAAUUAAAAUUGAAUUGUCUAGGAGGGACAAUGGAUGAGCUAAGGAGUUAUGGAAUUAGGGAUCGAAUGCGUAAGUGAAGUAGACGGUCUUCAGACGAGAUUUAAAGACGGCGAUAGAGGAAGCUUGCCUAACCUGCAGUGGUAAUGAGUUCCAUAACUUUGGGGCACAGACUGAAAAAGCCCUUUCCCCACGAGUCUUCAAACGUGCCUUAGGGACAGUUAAGAGGAGUUGAUCUUCAGACCUAAGAGCACGAGGAGGGUGGUAGUAAUGAAGGAGAUCACACAGAUAGGGAAGCGCUUGACCGUUCAAGGAUUUGAACGUGAGAAGUAAAAUUUUAUAUUUGAUCCUGAAUUUAACGGGCAACCAGUGAAGCGUUUUAAGAAUAGGUGAGAUGUGGUGUCUUCUUUCAGCUCCAGUCAAGAACCUUACUGCAGAAUUCUGAACAGCAAAGAAUAUUAUAAAUAAAUAGAUAAAAUAACAUUGUUGAAGGUUGACACCAUUAUCAAAUUUACUAAACAAGCAGGUUGUAAUAUGAAAAAAAAAAGAAGUUUUUUUACACACCAAUUCAUUGGAUUCUUCUCGAUGAUCAAAUGAAGUAAAGCCCACUGAGACGUUCACAUCUUGCACACAGUGAAGUGCAACUCCGACUUCACGUUGGAGGCAUCAGCGGCUCGGAACGGCCGCGCAAGGGUUUACUCACGCGCUUUGUAGUGUGUCAGUCCACAUGGGGACAGUCGGACAUGGAGCAACUUGUCCGCCAUCCUCCUCGCCAAACUUGCGAGAUCACUAAAUUCCUCGAGACGUCUAAGGUCACGGUUUGCUCACGCCCUCCGCCAUUAAACCAAAAAGAAGGAAAUCACUUUAUCACAGUUGGGCGUGAUAAAUAUUGCUCCUCUCCACUGAUAGGAUUAAAGCCAUGAAAAACAACGUUGCACUUCUAGAAAGAAACCGGUAGUAAAUAAAGCCGUCAGAUCACACGUAUAGACACAAUCUACACAGACGUGAAAUCACAUCGCUCCAAAAGCAUUUUUGAAUUUACCGGACAUUCUACGCUGAAACCAUUCCUGUCUAGCCCUAAGUUAACUGACGUGUCCCAGAAGCGGCUCAUGGCAGAACACGAUCCUGUCAUUAUUGGUGCAACGAGCUGCUUCCGGAAGUUUCCACGUCGCGGCCAGAUGGGAUAAACUCCAUAGACUGUAAUGGAUUCUGUCAGAGGCGGCGGUGUUCCGUGUGGCUGAUCCCUCCGGUUUGAAGUCAAGGCUGGUGUUUCUGGUAGAGCUAGCACUCUUUUUAAAGCAAAAUGACACGGGACAUUUAGAACUAGAGGUGUUCAAAAACAGGUUUUUGUGUUUUACAGCAAGAUGAGUUGAAUAACAACACAGAAGUUUGGCAAAAAUAAAUAAAUAAAUGGAUUUAAAUGUCAACAAUAGGUUCUGGUCAACAUCAUAAUGCAAACCUUAAAGCAGCAGUCCGUAAAUGGCGGCCCGCGGGCCACAUCCGGCCCGCAAGCCCUCUCUUUGUGGCCCCCAAACCCUGCGCGCACCCCCCAUCCCCGACGGCCGACCGGGAGGUGUAGGAUAGAGCCGAGGAAAAUAACCAACUAAUAAAUGCAUGAGAUGCGGGCAUAAAAGAUUCUGCACCAUAGAAGAGAACCAUAAUCAGUUAUAGUGGAAUGUAGUUGUGUUAUUUUAACGGCGGCACCAGCGCAGCACCCACAUCUGUCAGAGCGGUGUUCUCCACAUUUACCGGGUAGGAAACUUUGGUCUGCCUUCAUGUGGUACUGCAGGGAUGAGCGCUGGAGUUGUAACCUGAGACCGAACCCGAACCGAAUCAGCCCGACCGGUUCUGUUGGAUUUGGGCCGUAAAUUAUGUAGUUGAGCGGGUUGUCGCGCUUCGCUCGCUCGAUCCGAGAGAUAGAGACGGAGAGAGAGAGAGAGGGAGAUUGUCUGCCCACACAAGAGAGGAUCAGAGGACGCUCCUCCAAACGUGUUUUUUUCAUGAGUUCAUUAUUGUUUCUCCUGGAAGCGCUCAGUCAGACCGAGUGCUGUGAUGUCAGGAGGUCCGGUCUUGGGAAGGGGGCGGGGUGAGUGACGGCAGCUGUAGUGUAAUCAUCUGUCUCUUUUAUUUAGGGACACGGAGAAGUUAAAAGUGAAGAGAAAUACAAGAUAGAAGUUCUUGUUCCACUUUAUUCUUUUGUUUCAUGAUGAUAAACUGAUGUUAAAUUCAGCUUAAAGAGAGACUGGGAGGAAGCUUUGGUUCAUUUUAAGUUACAGGAGAUCUUGUUUCUUCUCUGCUCCUCCAGACACAGCAUGGACAUGAGGGAGGGGGACAGGUGGUGUCCUGCUUUAUAUUGCAGCCCCCCCAUUCCCCCUCCGGCCCUCUUGCUUCUGGGUCUUUUUUGUGUGUGUGGCCCUCGGACCAUCAUAAUUGAGGACCCCUGAGUGGCAGUACAGAUUUUUUCAGGAUUGUUACAAGUUAUGAUCUAUCAGUAUCUUACCUGUUCUAGAUUGCUCAGUUAGGAAAAAUGGAGCUCGACAAGGUAGUUACGUUGGGGCUGGGACCAAAAUGGUUCAUGUAAGCCCUCUUUCAUCCUUUACUUUGCUGUAAAUGUAAAUGGCCAUUUACAUAUAUUUCUAAAGGAAAUUGAAUAGAAAUGAACUAAAACUAGCAAUUGUGGCCCUGAUGAUUAAUUGCUCCAAGGUAACACUGAAAUGCUAAAAUAAUGGCCUUGUAAAAUUUAUGAUAUAGUUAAUUUUUACAGAAAAAGCUGUGGGAGUUUUAUUAUCAUUCUGGGUUUAGGCCCCACUCACCCAUUAGCUUUUCAAUGUUGAACAUUUUCAGUGUUUUUUAUUUAACUGAGGUCAAUCAAAGAGCGAUCUACAUUAUAUUAAGCUUCCAAAAAGAAAUCUGCAGUGAACGAGAAAAUAUUUAGAGGUUAAAGCUGGUAGGUGACAGGUCAUUAACUACUAAGUGCAAUCAGUAAAUAAAAAGAUAACCUUUAACUAUUGUUACGGUACAUUUUAAUAUUUGCAUUUAUUUCAAUAUAUGCUUAAAUUCUACUUUAGCAUGCUAAUUUUGCUAAAUGCUUUAUGUUUGAUUGAGAUGAAUGACCAAGAGAAGGAGAAUUUUAGCCUGGCAAGCAGUCCUAUGUAUGUAUAUGUAGAGUCUGGCCACGACCUAUGGACAGAACCCAGUCGUAGUACAAAAUCUACGGUUGUCUUUUAAACUGUCUCGGCAUGCUAUUGGACAGCGCUAAGACCAAUCAGAGCUAACAAAUAACAGGUAUUCAGCGCUAUGGUAAUCAGUCCGUGGGGCAGUUCUACAUACGCCGUAGGAAGAAGCAGCAUCCUUUUUAAAAAAAAAGUCUUUUUGCUGUAGCGCCUUUGUCUUCUACAACCCCAAGGCACUUUGCAACACUCAUUCACCCAGGCAUACACACAACACACACACACUGGUGGUGAUGAGCUACAAUGUAGCCACAGCUGCCGUAGGGCGCACUGACGGAGCAAAGGCUGCCAAGCACUGGCACCACCAGUCCCUCUGACUAUGUUUAAACAGGAAAGUAUUUAAAGCUUCACCCCAGCUUUCCAGCAGAUGCGUAAGCAUCAGAUAACAUCCACAAAGCGCAAUACUCAGCUAACAGCUACCGUUAAAAUACUUGGUGUGCUUCCACUCAGUGGGAGGUGGCAUGUCACGGACGUGCUACAGAAGUGUACUGUCGCAUCGCUCCACUAAAUAAAAAUGUUGGGUCUAUUUUUUAUGCACCACACUUACAGAAUGUGUCAAAGGCCACAGUUCAGAUCGAGCCAGACAGGAGAUUAAACACAGGAGCAGUGUAAGAAACUUUCAAAAUAAAAGACACAUGCAGAGUUUCAGUUAUUUAACUAGUAAAAAAUAAAAGUAAGUCAUUACCAGUGAAUCCUUCGUAGACGAGGUUGAACAACAGAAAAUAAACCACAGACCUUUUGGAUACACGCUGCCAUCUUUCUCUUUGUUAUUGUAUGAACUACCUAAAACCUGUGUGGUCUUCCAAUUCUCCAGUGACUUUGGGACCUUGUGGGAUCAGCUGCAUGGAAUACUUUGGCUGCCGAUUCGCAUCGUAAACGUUAUUAGUAGCACGGAUCGCGCCACUCAGCUAGCGAGGAAAACAAGUUUCUUAUCCGAUGGAAAGUCUGGGUCGAACAGAUGACUAAAUAAAAACUUAAAUGGCGUAAGUUGUAAGAUUUGCAGAUCAAAUAAAAAUCUAACAGGAUCACUUGA